This is a messenger RNA of Aplosporella prunicola CBS 121167, 1012 nucleotides long. RefSeq lists its product as uncharacterized. Gene Ontology annotation, molecular function: gamma-glutamylcyclotransferase activity; glutathione specific gamma-glutamylcyclotransferase activity. Gene Ontology annotation, biological process: glutathione catabolic process. The transcript is spliced from 4 exons. The record is from RefSeq and is a predicted model, not a curated record. Bases 209 to 919 code for a protein of 236 amino acids. Gene Ontology annotation, cellular component: cytoplasm. NCBI's taxonomy places the organism in Eukaryota, Fungi, Ascomycota, Dothideomycetes, Botryosphaeriales, Aplosporellaceae.
GUUUCGUGCUUGAAGCUAAGGUACAGAUGGCGCAGCUGGUGGAGACUGGCAUGCUGGCGAUGGUGUUGAUGUUUGAGGUUGGCGCUCGGGAAGACGUGACGUGCCGACGGGAUGACGUUCAGCUUGACCGCCUUCCUCCCAGACACGGACACCGGACACCGUGUAAGAUGCUCUUCCCCGAAGACACCAACACAGUUUUGCGCACAGAAUGGGGGACAAACCAGCUCAAGAGGACUUUUGGCUUUUUGGAUAUGGGAGCCUGAUAUGGAAACCUCCACCGCACUUCGACCAGCGCCUUCCGGGAUACAUUGAGGGCUAUGUGCGCCGGUUCUGGCAGGAUCAUCGCGGCACACCCGAGGCGCCCGGGCGCGUAGCGACGUUGAUUGACCGGGCGCAUUGGGAGACCCUGGACGAUCAUCAUGCCUCUGCGAGGGAGACAGUCUGGGGCGCUGCGUACCACAUACCUGCCUCUCACGCAGCCGAAGUCCGAGACUACCUCGAUAUUCGCGAGAUAAAUGGCUACAGUAUCCAGUACACGCCAUUUCAUCCCGCCGCUUCCAUCUCCGAUGCACCAGCGAAACCGAUCGACUGUCUCGUUUAUAUUGGACCACCGGAGAAUCCGCAGUUCUUGGGGCCGCAGGACCCUCAGAAGCUUGCCGAACAUAUUGUUGUGAGCAGAGGCCCGAGCGGCGAAAACAAGGAGUAUCUAUACAUGCUGGAGACGGCAUUGGUGGAACUGAGUCCAGAGAGUGAAGACCAUCAUAUUUCUGAUCUAGCAAGAAGAUGUCGGGAAGUAGAAGCAAAGAGCAAAGAGACAGCACAUAAAGAAGCCAAAGCUGCUGAGAACGAGGCCCAAAUAGACGGCCAUCCAUUGCAUAAGGUAGGAAGCACCGAAGAGCAGGAAGAAGUUGAGAAAUAGCAGAAGCACUUUGGAAUAAAGCUCUUUUGGUUAAAGCAGCAUCGGUUCUGGCUUCGCACUUUGCACCCGCUCAUCGUCUUCCAUAAUGCUAUC